Messenger RNA from Cylicostephanus goldi, 359 nucleotides. Lineage: Eukaryota; Metazoa; Nematoda; Chromadorea; Rhabditida; Strongylidae. The record is from the annotation of a GenBank genome assembly.
AUGAAAAAGUACUACGUCAACGACUCUUGGACUGUCCCAGCAACUCCGACCGAAACGGCGGAACCUGAACCCUUGGAGACGAUAACCGAAGAACCAACUGUUGCAACUGCUUCCGAACCUAUGGACUGCUCUACUGCGAUGCCAUCUGUGCAACAUACAGACUCGGGAACGUCUGCUACGACAAGUACCAUACCAUCAGUGAAACACGGAGACUCCGGCUCAUCCGGAAAAACGGUCAACAUACCACCAAAUCACUUCCUUACAUAUCAAACUAGAUGUGCAUAUGUGCAUGCGUGUGUAUGUGUACGUGCGUACGUGUGUGUGGGUUGGGUUGUGGGUGUGGGUGGAAGUGAGUGAAA